CGACUUCCGGCGCGGUUCCCGCGAGCCGGUUACGGCGGAGCCAUGGAUCGCAAUCCGUCGCCUCCGCUGCUGAGUCGGGACGAGGAGAAGGAUGAGGAGGUGGCCAGAGGAGACUGCAUCGGGGGCACGGUCUACAGCAAACACUGGCUCUUCGGCGUCCUCAGCGGGCUCCUCCAGAUUAUUAACCCUGAAAACACCAAAUCCACCUCAGGUGAUGAGGAGCAGCAGAUGGAGCUUGAUGAAGAAAUGGAGAAUGAAAUUUGCAGAGUAUGGGAUAUGUCAAUGGAUGAGGAUGUGGCUUUAUUUCUCCAAGAAUUUAAUGCUCCUGACAUAUUUAUGGGAGUACUGGCCAAAUCCAAGUGUCCUCGAUUAAGAGAAAUCUGUGUGGGAAUUUUAGGCAACAUGGCCUGUUUCCAGGAAAUAUGUGUGUCCAUCAGCAAUGAUAAAAAUCUUGGACAGGUAUUAUUGCACUGUUUGUAUGAUUCAGACCCCCCUACUCUGCUGGAAACAAGCAGGUUGUUGCUUACUUGCCUUUCCCAGACAGAAGUGGCCAGGGUCUGGGUUGAAAUGAUCCGUGAACAACCAGCUAUUUAUGAUAGCCUUUGCUUCAUCAUGUCAAGUUCAACAAAUGUUGACUUGUUGGUGAAGGUGGGGGAGAUGGUAGAUAAGCUGUUUGAUUUGGAUGAGAAACUAAUGUUGGAAUGGAUUAGCAAUGGGGCAGCUCAGCCUCUGGACGAACCCCAGCAAAAUUCUGAAGAGCAAGCAGUGUUUAGGAUUGUGCCCUGUGUACUGGAAGCUGCCAAACAAGUACGUUCUGAGACUCUAGAAGGGCUGGAUGUUUACAUGCACAUCUUACAGCUACUUACCACUGUGGAUGAUGGAAUUCAAGCAAUUGUACAGUGUCCUGAUGCUGGAAAAGACACUUGGAGUUUACUUCUUGACCUGGUCUGCCAUGAAUUUUGCCAGUCUGAUGACCCACCCAUCAUCCUUCAAGAACAGAAAACUGUGCUAGCCUCUGUUUUUUCAGUGUUGUCUGCCAUCUAUGCUUCCCAGGCUGCACAGGAGUAUCUAAAGAUAGAAAAAAUUGCUCUUCCUCUAAUUGACAGCCUGACUCGGGCCUUACAAAAUGUGGAACGUUGUGAGAAGAAACCAGAGAACUCAGCAGAGUCUAACACAGAUGAGACUAAGAAGUCUGACUUAGUGGCUGAUGAUUUACACUUGAAAAUCUUGAAGGAUAUUUCGUGUGAAUUUCUUUCUAAUAUUUUUCAGGCAUUAACAAAGGAGACUGUGGCUCAGGGACUAAAGGAGGGCCAUUUAAGCAAACAGAAGUGUUCCUGUGCAUUUCAAAAUCUUCUUCCUUUGUAUAGCCCUGUGGUGCAAGACUUUCUUAAAAUCCUGCAUGAGGUUGAUAAGACCCUUGCUGAUGACCUGGAGAAAAGCUUCCCAAGUUUGAAGGUUUAGACUUAAGACCGAAUUGAAAUUUCCUCUGCCCAAGAAAUAAACUUUAUUUUUCCUCACGACAGUUGAAAAUCACAUAUGGAUAAUAUCAGCUAAAGCCCAUUUUAGACCAUAAUUAUCUGGCAGUACACUCAUGCCCUCCUUCUUUCCCCAGCUUUAUCUCACAUUUAUUUAGGAUUAGGGCCCGGAAUUUCAGAUCACUUAUCACUUUUUCAUAGUUAGAAACAUAAACCACCACCAUCUCACCACUUGUUUAUAUUGGUUAUUUGGUAUUCAGUAUCUUUACUUGAAGAAAACAAAAAACACAAGCUUAUCCUGAGGUUCUUUUUAGGAUAUUUGAGGGGUUGGUGAGGAUUUCUUUAUAAUUCUUAGUUCUGGUUUUUAUGUGAGAAUUUUGUAUUGUGUCUGUUGCAGGUGCACUCAGCUGCGCUAAUAGAAAACCCUACUACAGUUGCUUAAACUGAUAGCUUGUAUGUAUCUUUUGCAAUAAGAAAUCCAGGGGUGUAUGGUCCAGGCCUGAUACGGUAGCUCAGGGACCCUGACUCCUUUUACCUUUCCACAUGGUCUGCCAUGCAGACCUUUGUGUUUACGCUUAUUUUCGUUGUUAAAGGGACUUCAUCAUUUGUGGGCCCUUGUCCACAUUUAGGGAGGAAAAAGGAGAAAGAAGCAAAGGGGCUUUCUUCUAGCAAGUCUGUACCUUUUCAUUUGGGAAGGGCAGCCCACCCUAGCCAGAACCCUGUUGCAUGGCCAUCGUUAGCUAUAAGUGUUUGAAAUUAAGAGCUUUUUUCUUCCUAGCUUCUAUAGGAGAAAAAGGCAAGACUGUCAAUCCAUGGUGUUUGACACAGUAUGCAAACAUAUUUUAGCCAUUUUGUGAGUGUAAUUUGUGUUGAUUCCACACCAGAUUGUUAGUAACAGCUCAAAAGUUACUGCUUUUAGUUUAGCUUUGUUCAAUUUCAAAAAUCCUUUUUUCAGUAUGAAAAUAGAAAUGCUAACAUUUGCAUUAAAACUCACUAAGAAUAUGCUCUAUUUUUAGCAUAAUUCCAGUGGUAGAAUUUCAAGAAAUUAUUUGUGUCAGUGAAUACAAGAUUUUUAAUUUAAGAUUGAGGAAGUUUAAUAACUUCUGAAUGUUCACAAACUGUGCUGUACGUGAUGUUUCCUGUCAGAUGUCAUCACUCCUUAUAGUGCUUCCUAAUGAGACAUACUCAGAGAAUCGGCCAGGUACACUUAACAAAAGUAGCCGUUUGUAUGAUUUUAAUUUCUGAAAUUGGAUUUUUAAUAGAUUUUGAGAAAAUAUCAGUUAUGAAUAACAAAGCUUUUUAAACAUCUCUUCUGGGUUAGCCUCUUCCCAGUUUAUUUCAGGACCUUUUUGGUUUUGAAGCAUUGCUCUCAUGUCACACUUUUAUUUUCCGUGAGUGACUUUUGCAGAUAAAACACAGAGGAUAGCAUUAUUAGUAAGAGAUACACCGUUUCCAUUUAGGAGGUAGUUUUAUUAUUGAAAGUGUCACUGCUGAAAACAAUUAAACGGUAAGAUUCAAAUCUUAGAGUUGCAUCCCUAAUUGGUAGAUUUACUUUAUGUGCAUUUGCCUGUUUUGGGGCGCUGGCCUAAACUAUAGGCUGAGUACGUGACUUUUUAACGUAGAUUUCAAAGGCACCAAUGAAAGCACGCCUCUGCCCGCUAGCUGAUAUUAAAAUCUCCACAUUCAUUAUUCCUUUAAGUUUAAAGUCGUUAGGAUGCAAAUAUACUUCAGGUUGUUAGUUUUCAUUGCCUACAUGCAUAUGAACUUCAUUUUUUCAUGAGAGCAUGUUUUAAAAAGGGGAGCAUAAGGUCCUUGGAUAUCUGAGGGAGGGAGUGCCACCCAAAAAGAAUAAGUUACAGAGAGAGAGGAUACAUUAUGGGAAGACUGGGCAUGUCCAGGUUGUCUGUUGUACAUUUCUGCCUCCAGCCUGCCCUGUUUAUUUGUUACUUCUUGCUAUUGUGAUAUUAUGAGGUGGCAUUUUCAUAGUAUUUUGAUAUGUUGGAAAAUUUCCUGAAUCUACAAAUAUUGUUUUUUUAAAAAAAUUCAAACAGUGAGCAGUGUUAACUUUUUUUUAACGCUUCGGCGACAUGUGGGACAUACGGUAUCUCAACCGUUUUCAUGCCUCUGGAGUUCUUUGGGAAGGAGGUAGCCAGAUUUUAACUCAUUUAGCCUCAAGGUGGGAGCCUUUUGAAAUGUGUGAUGAAACUCAAGAACCUGAAAUUGGAACCUAAUUUUCGUGUAGAUUGAGUGUUGUCUUAGGUGAUGCCUUAUGGAUAUGUGAAUUUUCUAAACUUUUGACAGGGUCUGCCUUUAUUUCUGUGACAUAAGCCUCCCCACUGUAUUUCCUAGUUACUGUGUUCUUUUGAGGAUGUACUUAUUGCUAGAAUAAGCUAUUCCCAGUCUUCAUUCAGUCAUAGUGGCUGUUUUCUCUUGGAUGCCAUUCAUUGUUUCUAGGUGUUACUGGCUCCCAGCUUUUCCAGCUUCAAAACAGUAAAUAAGGCCUUUGCAAUAAAGAAUAAUGCAUUGCAUUGGUCCUUUUGUUCAAGAGACACAAACUCCUGUAAGUUAUUUUUAUCCUGUAUUCCAUCUUAGGGCCCAAUCAUUGCGUCCGUGUGUAGCAGGUGGAAUGUGCUGCUGUGAGCAGUUCUGCAGUAUUCCAGGGCAGCUGUUGCCACUUCUUAGUUGUUAGUUAGGACUGCUUUUGUUACAAUGAAGAAUACAUCCUAGUGGUAAUUUUCCUGAGAUUCAAACUCCUUUAGUUUCAUUUAUUUGGCCUGUCAGUACUGCUUUUACAGUAAUAAAUACUGCAUUUUAACAGUAAUUUUCCUGAGAUAAAAAAUCCCUUGGCUUUCUUUAUUUGGGCUAUAAGUACUGCUUUUGUAGUAAGGAAGAAUGAAUUGUAUCAUGUUUUGAAAAGCUUCAUAAAAAGUAAUAAAAAGGCUAAGAAGAAUGAGAAGAAAAUGUAUGUGCAGUCAUUGCCAGGUGCCUUCAUGUUUUCUGAAUUUCCAAGAAAUAAAAUGAAAAAAGAUUUUA
Messenger RNA from Loxodonta africana (African savanna elephant), 4508 nucleotides. RefSeq names its product protein SAAL1-like. Gene Ontology annotation, biological process: positive regulation of synoviocyte proliferation. The record is from RefSeq and is a predicted model, not a curated record. NCBI's taxonomy places the organism in Eukaryota, Metazoa, Chordata, Mammalia, Proboscidea, Elephantidae. Gene Ontology annotation, cellular component: nucleoplasm.